This is a messenger RNA of Colletotrichum tamarilloi, 1308 nucleotides long. RefSeq lists its product as uncharacterized. The transcript is spliced from 2 exons. The record is from RefSeq and is a predicted model, not a curated record. Lineage: Eukaryota; Fungi; Ascomycota; Sordariomycetes; Glomerellales; Glomerellaceae. The coding region runs from base 1 to 1308 and encodes 435 amino acids.
AUGGCGGACCCUUUAAGCAUCACCACAUCUGUGCUUGCGCUACUCACGACAGCCGCUCAGUCUGUAAAGUUGCUUGUCGAGACUGUCAAUCGCUACAAAGGUCGGGAUAGAACCCUGUCUCGACUACAGGCAGAGCUCGAGGCCUUCUUACGGAUCCUAGAUGCGCUACACAAGGUCGUCGAAACAGAAUCCGCCAUGAUGGUCCUUCUUAAAGACCCUAUUCUCCGAUGCAGCCAGUUAUGUAACGACUUCGAGAAAGCCAUGAAGGUGUUCAGCGGGAAGUCUAAAGUGGGCUUCCGAGAUUGGGCAAAAAUGGAGUUCAUGCGGGGCGACAUCAACGAUUUCUUGGACGCUUUGUCGGGUUACAAAGAAACGAUCUCGAUAGGUCUCGGCACAAUCACCAUGCAGACAUCUAAAGCUUCCCAGAAAGUCCUCGAGGAAUACAACGAGAUGAUCAUGGAUACCAUCUAUCGCCUCAACGUUCGACUGCAGCGUAUCGACGAAAAGAUGGACGGGUUGACUACGGAAGUUGCAGGCAGCGUGGAUGCCUCGGGCAUGACCACAGACCUGGAGGAUGAGCGGGUUGUGACAGAGCGAUGCCUGCGAAUCUGUGAGGAUGCGCAGCACUAUCUUGAGACCUUGGCAAGCGAUGGGGACCUUCUGAAGCAUCAACUGGCCCCGACCAAUAGUGGAAACGACCAGAUGCGAUUUGAAGCACAGCUGAUGAUACGCCGAACACUGGACGAAAACCGGGAUAACUUCUCGGAAACCAUCGGUCGGUUGCAUGAACGCUUAGCGUCCCUGCCUCGGAACGGGACAAGUCAAGAUGAAAGCGAGAAAUCACGGUUGGAGGAGGACCUCAAGGCUUCGAAGAAGUGUCUAGAGGUCUGUAAAGCGGCCUCUGAGACAGUUGCCCAGCAGAGAAUAUAUCGGGUUGGUGAGUUAAUCGCAGACGUCGAAAGCGACCAAGUAGUUAUCACCACCUUGGCAGACCUCUUUGACGUCAAGAAGGCAUCAUCUACGAACGGCUCAGCGCAGUGGAUCGGCUCAUUUACGGACGAAACUGCUCGACAGAUAUCCAUAGAUCGUUAUCGCAGUCGUUUUGGGGCAAUGUCUAGUACUGAGAUAGGUACCACCACUCAGGUUCCGCCGGAUUCAUGGACGGCCAAAGAUCACACUGCGCGUCGGGCCCAUACUGACAGACAACCAUCUGCGCGGGAAGCGACGGGGAGGAGGCCGACUCCAAACGAAGUCAGGAGGCGUGCUUCUGGAGCCGAUGGGAAAUGGCCGGCCAACGACGAGGUGUGA